Messenger RNA from Durusdinium trenchii, 1338 nucleotides. Lineage: Eukaryota; Dinophyceae; Suessiales; Symbiodiniaceae. The record is from the annotation of a GenBank genome assembly.
AUGUCAGAGUCAGGCCGAGGGCGUGAAAGUGACAAUGACGCGGCAAAGCUCAACAAGCCUCCUGGAGCGCUUCGAAGAUGGUGUUCUGCAUGUCCACGCUUCCAGACUACCACUUACGAAAACCAGCCUUACCAACGUGAUGGGCACUAUCCAACGUCAACGUCAACUUCUGCCCAACCUGUGGCAAACGGAGCUGCAAAGGAGUUACAGAUUGCCAAACGCCAGCUCGAGGAGAAGAGGGCAGAGGCCAAAGCCCUGAAGUCCGACCGCUCUUUGCCACACAUCACCCGAGCUCGAGAAGGCAACCGCGAAGAGAUCGUUGAAGGCAAAGAAGAGAGCAUUUUCACAUCUCUUCGCCGCACAUCAGCCGAGCUCGAGAAGGCCAAGGAGCAAGUCAAGGAGCAGUUUGAGACCAGUACCAGCCUGAGCGCAGAGAAUGCACUCUUGCGACAGCAGCUCCAAGGCAACCACGAAGAGAUCGUUGGAGGCAACAGCGAUGCAUCGAUGACACCUUUGGCGUCUGAUGGCUCCUUGAUGGUUGCCAAAGAAGACCUUGCUGGUGUGACAGGACGGCUUAUUGCUGAGCGGUAUGAGGCUCUUGCAAGUGGCCCAGCUCCUCGUGCAAUCAUCAUGUCCACAGAGCGACUUUGCGGCUGGGGUGGUGCCAAGUUCUGCUCCAUAGAGGACGAAGCCAGAUACCCGGAGGCUCCUACUGACUCCAAAUACCUCAAUGCUGGAGGAUACAUUGGGCCUGCAGAGGCUUUGCAGGACAUGAUCUCUGCUGUGCUGCGUAUGAAGAGCACAGCGACUGGAGAGCACCGCCAGAAAGGUCAGCUGUCAGACCAGUAUUUCUUCAAGUUGUACUUCUGGGACCACCAGGACAAAAUCGCCUUGGACUACCACCAGUUGAUCUUUGGGAAUUUUCUUGAGAUUGCCAACCGACCAUGUGAGAGUGACUGGGCUCCUGUGUGUGCUGUCAAGCCUUGCUGCACCGAGAGCGACAACUUUCGAAGGUUCCAUCAGCUGUUCUUCAGUCGGUACAAGGUGAAAGGGUGUGCCGUGUGGCGAGAGAACAACUUGCCGAUCUCCUGGCAUGGCAAUGGGGCUGGCAAGUGGCUCUACCUUCUGGCCCUCGACCAAUUGUCCCUGCGAUGCGGCCCUGCUGCCAAUGUGACCAGGGCACAAAUGCCAGAGCAGAUGAUGGCCGACCUGUUUGAGAAGUAUGACAGCCGGUCCCAGAACGAAGGCAGCAACUGGCCUGGAGGUUUCCUCACAAGUGUCAGCAGUCACUUCAUCGAGGAGUCAGGUGGGAGUGAGCUUCCGGCCGAAUGUAGCUGA